GUCCUCUGCAUCAGACGGCCCACCAGCAGUCUGCCCAUCCACCCAGUCGCCGCCGCCGCCGCCGCCGUUUCCAGCUGAACUCCGAGACCCACUCCGCGUCGUGCGGGCUGCGGAAUCGCUCAGAUGGAUGCCGCGGGUGGUGCCGGUGGGGCGGCCGUCGUCGACAAAGCGGGCGGGCAGGCGCCGCCCGAGACGCUGGUUGACUGGGCGCUGAAGAUCCUCGACACGGCCGACCCCGACGAGAAGGCCCGGCUGGGCGACCUCGCCGCCACCGAGUGGCUGCGCGGCGCCAUCCCGCUCGCCUACGACCCGGCGCAGCCCGCGCGCGCCCCGCCGGACCGCCCGGCGCGGAGCGACGCGGUGCGGCUGCUCCCGCCCUCCCAGGCGCCGAAGCUGGGGAAGGGCGGCAGCGCGCAGAGCCGGCUGGCGAUGCUGCACUCGCUGGCGCACAUCGAGAGCUGGGCCGUCGACCUCUCCUGGGACAUCGUCGCCCGCUUCGGCGCGCAGCUCGGCAUGCCCCGCGGCUUCUUCGACGACUUCGCCCGCGUCGCGCAGGAGGAAGGGCGGCACUUCGCGGUGCUCUCCGCGCGGCUCCGGGAGCUGGGCUCGCACUACGGCGCGCUCCCCGCGCACGACGGCCUCUGGGACUCGGCCAUGCGCACCUCGCACUGCCUCCUCGCCCGCCUAGCCGUCGAGCACUGCGUCCACGAGGCCAGGGGAUUAGAUGUCCUUCCAACCACCAUAUCAAGAUUCCGUGCUGGUGGGGAUGAAGAAACAGCCAAACUGCUUGAAGACAUUAUUUAUCCAGAAGAGAUAACACACUGUGCAGCUGGUGUUAGAUGGUUUAGAUACCUGUGCCUCCGGUCCCUCGCCAGCGAUCCAAUUGCGCCUCCAGUUCCACAGCCUAAACCCCAAUGCUCUGAGCUGCCCGAAGGUGGGAUAGGUGAUGAUAAUAAGACUUCUCAAGCGGUGCGUGAUGGAUUGGCAGAUAAGCCGACGGAAGAUAUUAAUAGCCAUGACGAGGCGGUUCAACAAGUGGAAGAUGGACUGGCAAGGUGCGCCCUUGGCGACGCCGAUGAAAUGGCAAUCAUCGAGAGAUUCCACAGCAUCGUUAGAGAGCAUUUCCGGGGACCCCUGAAGCCCCCCUUCAAUGCGGAGGCUAGGAAGGCAGCUGGAUUUGGGCCUGCCUGGUACGAACCCCUAGCGGUGAAGGAGGUAGAGACACAAGCAACCGAGCAAAGUGAGUAGUGUAAGUGUUUGUGCUGUUUUCCCUGUUACUGGUAGGGUAGAAGACACAGUGGGUGCUACACCCUCAGUUCAAUCAGGUUUUGGUGUAUCUUUCUUGCUGGCAGAGAGUGGUGAACUGGUGAUCCUGUUUGUUUUGGCAUUGGCAAAGCAAUGAUGUACGCGACUAACCGAAGUGAAACCAAGAGAUGUACGUGAAUUUCCACUGAAUUUGUGGGGUUUCAGUAUUUGAUUUAACCGUCAUGCAAUAUUUUAGAUA
Messenger RNA from Triticum urartu, 1504 nucleotides. Its product is annotated as 3-oxoacyl-acyl-carrier synthase-like protein (Protein of unknown function DUF455). The record is from RefSeq and is a predicted model, not a curated record. Lineage: Eukaryota; Viridiplantae; Streptophyta; Magnoliopsida; Poales; Poaceae.